Molecule: messenger RNA, 707 nt
Organism: Drosophila subobscura
Lineage: Eukaryota; Metazoa; Arthropoda; Insecta; Diptera; Drosophilidae
Gene: Tim17b1
Product: probable mitochondrial import inner membrane translocase subunit Tim17 1
Exons: 3
Coding region: 37-558 (173 amino acids)
Biological process (GO): protein import into mitochondrial matrix
Cellular component (GO): mitochondrial inner membrane; TIM23 mitochondrial import inner membrane translocase complex
Molecular function (GO): transmembrane protein transporter activity
Source: RefSeq, a predicted model, not a curated record
CACUCUCAAUUGAAAAACGAGAGAGUAAAUCUUCAAAUGGAACGUGAACCGUGCCCAUUUCGCCUGCUGGAGGACUGCGGCGGUGCCUUCACCAUGGGAGCCUUGGCCAGUGGGGUCUUUCAGGCAAUCAAGGGCUUUCGCGAUGCCCCGUCGGGCCUGGACUAUCGUCUGGCAGGGAGUAUGGCCGCAGUACGCGCUCGUUCCGGCCGGGUGGGUGGUCGCUUUGCUUCGUAUGCCGCCACCUUUAGCAGCAUUGAUUGCGCUCUGGUCUACUGCCGUAAGCGUGAGGAUGCCUGGAACUCGGUCAUUAGUGGAGCGGCCACUGGAGCGAUACUUGCGGCUAGACAAGGUCUCAAUGGUAUGAUGGGCAGCGCUUUGGUUUAUGGCGUAAUCAUGGGUCUAAUCGAGGGGACUAACAUUCUUAUGGGUCAACAUUCGGCAGGCAAAUUUCAGCCCACGCCCAAGCCUCUGGAUCGCACAAAUGAGAUUCCGCAGCAGAAGAAAACCUUUUCCGAUUUGUACAAUAAUUUUAAACAGGGAAAUCCUUCAUCGGUUUAGAAUAUAUUUAUGUACAUCCACUUCUGCGUCAUCCGUCGAUCCCUCCGAUCCUCGAUCAAUAGUUCGAUUCUUGCAUACAAAUUUGUGUUUUAGAUUCUUUUGAUUGCUCGUUUCAGUUUCAAUUAAAAUUCAUUUGUCGUGCAUCGCAA